Folsomia candida is the source of this 5481-nucleotide messenger RNA. It is a transcript of the gene Ephrin, whose product is annotated as ephrin-B2. The coding region runs from base 2022 to 3065 and encodes 347 amino acids. Gene Ontology annotation, cellular component: plasma membrane. Gene Ontology annotation, biological process: ephrin receptor signaling pathway; axon guidance. The transcript is spliced from 7 exons. Gene Ontology annotation, molecular function: ephrin receptor binding. The record is from RefSeq and is a predicted model, not a curated record. NCBI's taxonomy places the organism in Eukaryota, Metazoa, Arthropoda, Collembola, Entomobryomorpha, Isotomidae.
AACAGUUCUCGUUUGCAGUUGGCAGAGUGAGGAGCGUAUUUCACACGGCUCCGUCAUCCCAUAAGUAAAAGUCUUAAUAAAGUGCAACUCCAACUCAAUCUCACAAAUUUCCACCACUGCUCACCUCCUAAAUAUUACUCCCAUUACGGGACAAGUACCCAAAUAUCUGGCCAAAUUUAAGUAACAACUUCCAACCCACGUCGGUAAUACUCAGCAUCUGUAUACGAGUAAAGUAGUCGUAAAACAUAUAAUUUUAACCGCUUGAUACCUUCUCUCCUACCUAAAACCUGACUCACCUUAAGGCUUUUAUUAAGUUUAAGGGAAUACAAAAAGUGAGGAUCUCCAGAACAGGCGAGAGUCGAGACACAGGAACAAAAAACCUGCUCCUUCUUCUUCUUCUUCGCCAUCCAAUCCACCAAACUUUUCCUACAACCCGGUCGACUUACUUAUUAUAUGUACGCAUAAUAAGGAUACACAUUUUUACAGCCACCACUCUUUUCAAGACACAUUUUGAAUUCUUCUUCUUCUUCUCCUACCCUUUUCGAACGGAAUUAAAUCCAGAGUAGAAUAACAGCUGCAUCUCUGCACUUCUAAAUAUUAUAGGCCGAGAGGAAUUUCCCAGUUCAAUCGACGCUUUUUCAACGAGAAGUUUGUGUGCAAACAAUUGUCUCGAAAUAAUAAAAUAUCUCAACAGUUGACAUCAUUCAUUUACUACUUCAUUCAUUUGUUAAGUAAAAUAUUCCUCCCUGAAUAAAGUGAGACGCAAGUAAGUAACGUAUUUCAGAGGAGAAGAGAAGCUGCAGUUUGCACAGGCAACUCAUCAUCAACAAACAGUGAACGGGUGCACGAGUGCGUAGCCUGUAUGAAAAAUUACACAAAUCUCUCUAAAGUGCAACUACCAUUAACAAGCCCCAGCAGCAGAUAAGUGUCAUAUUAAAAAAUAGCCAAGCACGUCAACAAGGAGCACAAUAAAUGGAACGAAAUUGGAUCGAGUGACUCGGAUUUUAUGCAGAUCUUUAUUCAGUUUACAAAAACAGGACUUACAAAUAAAACAGUGAUCGAUUCAUCUCUAUAAAUAAACAAUUAGGGAAUAUAUUUCAUUAAAAUGCCUAUUUUACCGGAAAGGACGAGCUACGACAUGGAAAGAAAUCCUGCGAUGAUCAGGAUUACUAUGGGGCCGUUGUGGAAGUAGACAAAAGUUUGAGACUAAAGAGUAAAAUAAAGUGAACAAAUUUCACAGAGAAAACAACAAUAAAUGUUACGACUCAGUGAAUAAGUUGUGUGUUUAUGUGUGUCUCUCUGAGUAAACAGAGAGGAAAAAGUUGAACCAUCCAAAAACACGCGAACAGAAAUUGACUUCUGGAUUCUCUAAACUUUAUCGUCGUAGUGAAGAGUGAAAAUAAUGAAUAAAGAGAAAGCUAGUUCUACUACAGAUUUGAGAAGAAAGUACGACGACGACUCACUUUCUCUUCCUCUUUGAAAUCCAUGCUUCAAUAGGCAGCAAAAAGGACACAAAACACAUCAUAAUUUCAGACCGUCACAUCACAUCCAAAGCAAUUAAUCAAUCAAAUCCAAAAGGAAGGAAGUUGGGAGUCGAGCAGCACACGCCGGAGAAAGUCGCCCCCAGGCGACAUCCAGACUUUAUAAAUAACGUGCCCAAAAAAACAACGUCACUUUAAUCUGGACAAGAUUAAUCAACUUCUUAUUUAAUUUUAAUCAAUCAUCACGUCUCCUUCUUCUUGGAAAUGAAAGACUCGUGUGUUAUUAUUAUUCCAGUCCUAAUUUUCAUUCAAAUUGACAAAUAAGCCACGUGGCACAUACAGAAAGGACGUUACCAAGUGAAAAUAGUUACUUAUUUAAAUUCAUCUUCUACCGGAAGUGCUGCUGUCUUAACAAGUAAUCCAAACCUUAUCGACGUCUCACGUGUUUGACGAUAAGUGAUCAAUGACCUGAUCUUAUCUCGCCCAUUUAUUAAUUCAACCCGUCGUGGUACUUGUCACACCACAGAAAAAUUAUCUACAAUGAGUGCAAUGGCAUUGUAUUUCAUCCUGUUAACAUUACUUCUUUACGUGUUCGACUCCCUGCAGGAGACGGGAUGCUCUCGUCUUCCCGACAUUUACUGGAAUGCUACAAAUCCAAUAUUCCGGAUAGACAAUACAGACCACAUCAUCGAUGUGAACCGGGACAACCUCCCCUACGACCAGGUGAACAUUAUUUGUCCAGUGUAUGCACCAGGAACGAGCGAAGAAGAUGCCGAGAAGUAUAUCAUCUACAAUGUGUCGAAGGAAGAGUAUGACACGUGCCGCAUUACGAAUCCCAACCCGAGGAUAAUCGCUGUUUGUGAUAAGCCCCAUAAGUUGAUGUAUUUCACAAUUACAUUUCGCAGCUUCACUCCCCAGCCAGGCGGUCUCGAGUUCCGUCCAGGGCAGGACUACUACUUCAUCUCAACUUCAUCACGUGAUGAUCUCCACCGCCGAGUGGGAGGCCGGUGCUCCACCCAUAACAUGAAAGUGGUCUUCAAGGUGUGCUGCCAUCCUGGGGAGUCCUCCUCAAAGAGCACCACCACCACAAUUGCUCCCCUCAUUCACGGCGGAGCUCCGCGACUCUCCACCUCCGCGUCCUCCUCCUCAAACUCCAACCUCGUCCCCACCCUGACCUCUCUGUCCUCAGGGGGUGGAGUGCUGUCGAGUCCAACCCCUCCACCCAGACGGGGUCCCGUCAUAGUCUACACGUCAUCCCAGUCUCCAUUAGGAAUCAAUUAUGGCGGUGGGAUUGGGGUCACUGCCGCCCCGACACGCUUCCCACUUUACCAUCCCACCACGAGAUACCCUCCCAAGAAGAAUCAGUACAAUACGAACCCUAAUGUUAAGCCUACUUCUAAGAAAAAAGAGCUGGAGAAGCAUCAGAACGAGGUGGUUAAGAAUGAGGAGUUGACGAGUGGGGCGACCUCCUCUCUGCUGCUGCGGCACGUCUCCUUCUCCCUGUGGUCGUGGUCCUUCUCAUCGCCACCCCCACUACUACUCUGUCUUGUCAACUUACUCUGGGGCGCGUUACUCCAUGUGUAGCCAUACUAAUUAGUUGUACUAGUUAUCUCUUAAUUUACGUAUCCACAAUUAUACAGUAGAAUUGUUUAUCCAUCAGCAUCAACCGAGUAAUUAGUACUCUAAACUAAACUGAAACGGAGGGGCGAACAAUGGGGUGAGGUUGUCCUUUGACAUGUUAAGCACACUACAUGUCCCACAGUAUCUUAUCGAUAUAUGAAGAAUAUGUCAAGCACGACACCACCCCAUUGCUCGCUCCACCCAUAUUUAUGUAUACAUACGUGUGCAGCAUAGUUUUAAGGAAGAACAAUCUCUGAAACCCUUGUUUAAAUAGCGAGAAAACUUUUGUAUUUACUCACACAAAGAUUUUUGUCGUCGUCGUCGUUGUCGUUUUUCUCGUGAGCCAUACUACUUUAAGAAGGAGAAGAUGAACACUGUUACACGCCCAUUAAAAUAGUUACGAGUAUCAUCUCAUCACUUAUCUACUUAUUUCAUUCUAUGCUAUUUUCUUGCUCCCCCCCUUUUCUGUUGUACAUUUAUAAUGUAGCAAAAGGAAAAUGUCAAUGUAAAGAAAUAGUAUUUUGUCCAUGAUGAAUACUACGACACACGACCCACGUCACACCCACAGAGAAAGAGCGCAUAUUAUAUAAAGACUUAAAAUUUAUGUAUGUACGUGCAUACGUUGUAUAUAAAAAUGUGUACUUUGUAUCGUAUUUUGUAAAUUGUAUAAAAUUUGGUUGGAUGUUAAUUUUAUCUUAGAACUCAUUAAUUAUUGUGACUAGCAGAUAUGAACAGCCAGCCAUGUUGUUGUACCAAUUAGAAAGUUAAGUAAUAUAUAUUUAUUAUAAAAGUAUAAGUGUAUGUAGAUGAACACGUAUGUUAGAGAGAGAAAUAGUGAAGAAGAGGUCAGUUUGGGUGGGGUCUUCUAUUUCUCAUUCAUUCAUGUUGAUAAUGCCUUCACGCAACCAUGUGAAAGGGUGAGAUUGAGAGAAACUUUAAGAAAGAGGGGUCACAUUCUUUUACGCAACUUUUACUUUACGAUAUUUAUACAGGAAAAAACAGCAGGAUCUUGAUUUGAGUUAGGAAAAAAGUGAGAAACAGAUAUUUCGACGGUCGAGUGGAUCGUUAUUCUCUUAAGCAAAGCAAAGAAAUACUUGCAACCGUCGUGAUGUGGAAAAGCCUUUCUUGACAAAAUUUAACAUUAAAAUACGAGUGACCGUCUCAAUUCUUCUUGUCAAAUAUAGUUGAACUUUUUGAUUAUACGAUGAAUACCGAUUUUUCUAUCAGAAAAUUAUUAUUAUGACACACAAGACAAAAUGAAGUGACUUUCACACCUUGGGAAAAAAGACUUUCACUCUGCAAAUUUAGAAAGCAGGAGGAGGAAUUAUUUAAAAAAUGCACUUUACGCACUUGCACAUCCGACUUUCACUUUUUUGACAUUCUGUCAUCUAUCUAUUCGUACAUCCCAAUCACACACACACGCGAAAGAGGAGGAAGAAAAAGAAGAAAUUUUUAAAUUAAUGUUAGACAUAAUUUUAACAAAUGACGAGCAUAGUAGCCAAAAAGAAAAAAAGUAGUAGAAUGAGAAAAAAUGCCCUUAUUGUGACCUUAUCUUCUCUUACUUAUCUCUCAACUUGUCUUGUCAUCAUGUCGUAGUUAACAUUUUACAUUACGUAUUAACACCCCGAGUCAAUCAGAUAUUAAGGAAGAGAGAAACCGCAACAGAGAUGAUGAUAAAUUUUAAAAGGUUUUAAAAAAUAUUAUGAUAACGUCCACUUUACUUCAUCACACCAAGUCCAAUGAGGAUCGAAGAAGGAAAAAAAUCACCACCACGACCAGCAUUUCUGUUUUAGCUUGUUAUUUAGCUAGGUAUUGUGUAAUCAAAAAAAUCUACUCAAUGUCGUCAACUUAUGUAUUUACUUACUACUUGGUGUCGUCAUCAUCAUUGUUGUUAUGCGUUGAAGGGAAAGCUGUAUGUAAAAAGGAGAGGGGAGAAAUAAAGUAAGAUGAGUAUGUGUUAUGCAGUUUAAGAAACGCGAAGGAUAAGACUACCAAUUUACCAAGUUUAUUAUUCAUAUAUAAAAUUAUGGAUGUUGUAUGAUGGGUACAUGGUCGAGGAGGAGGUGAAAGCCUCCGAAAUGAACAUCGUUUAAAAACCCAGAUAGAAUUAUUACAAAAAAACUUACUGUUUUUAAUGUAUCGUCGUAUAUAUUCUUCGUCAUCGUCGUCGUCUGAAUCAUCGUAUCGUAACAUAACGUAAAAAUGUGAGAUACUUGUAUGACGCAAAGGAUGAAGAAGAAAGUUGUUAUCUCUCCCAAUUCUGCUGCUGCUACUCGGAAUAUGUCUUUAAGAGUUAGAAGUAAGUAAGGAUUUGAUAUGAGAAAUGGAAAUGCAGAAGCUAAAUUUAUGAAUAAAAGGAAAUAUGUUCUGUGGAAUGAUA